UCGCUAUGACGGCAUCUUCGACAUUUCACCAGCACGUUUUUGGCAGGGACCAGUACACUCGAAGUCGACAUCCCGAAAAUCCUGAGAUUGUGCUAGUAUAACAAGUUCGCUAAAAGCAUAUAGCGCCGGUCUCUCACCAACAUGGCAACCACAGAAUCUCAAUCUUACAAUCCGGACAUACCGUCAGACCCUGUGACCAAGACCACAGACACCAUCCAUGUCGAACUCACUCCGCACGAUCUAGACUCCUUGUCAGCAACAAGAUUUGUCCGCUCUCCAUCCGCAGGCGCAACCGUCCUGUUCAUAGGCACGACUCGCGACUCUUUUAACAACGAGCCUGUUUCAUCUUUGGCCUACACUUCUUACGCUCCCCUUGCCAUCAACACACUCUUUAAAAUCGCUACAUCAAUCCUCACAAAACAUUCAUGCACUAAGAUCGCCAUCAUUCAUAAGUUGGGUGAAUGUCCAAUUGGCGAGGAGAGCAUUGUCAUUGCAGUAUCGUCACCGCACCGCCAGGCGGCAUGGAGAGCUGGUGAGGAAGCAUUGGAGGAGACGAAGGAUAAAGCUGAAAUCUGGAAGCUCGAGAGGUUUGAGGGGGGUGAGGGUGUUUGGAGAGCGAAUAGAGACGGGCAAAAAGGUGUCAAGGUGGAAGAUGGAAAGCCUUCAUGAUGAAGAGAACGUUAAGUCGGAUGCCAUCCCCAAAUAGACUCUUGAAACCUGGAAAUAUGCCGAUUGCUGAACUUUUAUGGAUCAUCCUGUGAUACUACCUGCCAAGUGGGCGACAUCCGUUGGGUGGGUGGUAAGAUAUACAACAAGUCGCGCUGAGCAAUCAACCUUAAAAUGGUGCGUUAAGGUGAUGGGUUUUCAGCCCCAGG
Alternaria alternata is the source of this 875-nucleotide messenger RNA. Its product is annotated as Molybdopterin biosynthesis MoaE. Gene Ontology annotation, molecular function: molybdopterin synthase activity. The transcript has 2 exons. Gene Ontology annotation, cellular component: cytosol. Gene Ontology annotation, biological process: Mo-molybdopterin cofactor biosynthetic process. The record is from RefSeq and is a predicted model, not a curated record. NCBI's taxonomy places the organism in Eukaryota, Fungi, Ascomycota, Dothideomycetes, Pleosporales, Pleosporaceae. The coding region runs from base 142 to 669 and encodes 175 amino acids.